CUGAGGGGGUGUUUGUGUGUGUGUGUGCGCGGCGCUGUGCAAAAAAACAACGCAAGAAAUGUUCGUCGACGACGAGCCGAUCGUACCACAGAGAGGAGGAAAACCAAGGUAGGUAGGUCACUCUUUGAUCACCCCUUUCGAACGAGUCUGGCGGCGCAAAAAAGAAACGUUCUUCGAGAAGAAGUGCGUGCGGCUGAUCGCGGUCUCGGGAAGUGCAGUAGUAGGUGUUCCGCGCCUCGAUCGGCGCUGUUCGCUCCGGCUAGGCCUAGACUGCGCGGAGGAGGUUGAGCAAUAUUAAAAAAAAGAAAGAAAGAAAAAAAAAGAAAGUUGUGUGGUCGGAGCCGCUCCCGCAAGUUUAUCGUUUUGUUUAUUCCCGUGCGCGCUCGGAGAGGUGCCGCGCGUCGAAAACGAGAAGGGACGCAAGGAUGACACUUGGUCGUCGCCGUGUUGCUCGCCGGCGGUAGCCUGGGGGGUGUGACAGCAAGUGGAGUUUGCGGCGUUUUCAGCCGCUUGGAUCUUUUCGACCGCGGCGCGACAGUGCGACUGUGAUGCCAGCGAGAGAUGCGUGUCGUUGGUUGGACGUGGACUGCGCGGUCAAGCCGCCCCGCUGGAUUCAACUUCCGAGGCUCGUCGGCGCUCCGCCCGGACCGUGCGUGUUCGCGCGACGUCGAUCCAGCCUGCGUCGAGCUCUCGUAAAACUCAAAGAAGUCUACCCGUGCAAGGACUUUGACGUCCGGCGCAUCGCAAAGCUCUCACGUGCAGGGGACAGCCGGCCCGUGUACUGGGGCAUCCAGCUGGACCAGGACCUUCUGGAGACUAUAGUGUCCAUCUACCCGGAGUGGUUCAGGGACUACAACCUCGGCAUCAUGGCCGAGCAACAGCAGCAGCAGUCUCCCGCGGGGUCCUCGUCCUCGGGUGGCGCCGGUGACGGGAGCGCCCCUUCGCCCCCCGCCCGUGUGGACGAGGCCUCUCUGCAGCAGGCCAUGGACCGGAACAAGGAGUCGCUGAAAGUGAAGCUCAUGCUUCGGCGACCCAUCACUCAACUGGUGGAACAAGGCAUCAUGCCAUCUCUCAAGACCUCUCCCGCAUUCCAUGAACAGAGGAAGAACCUCGAAAGGGCCAAGAUGGGGGACUACCUCAAGAACAAAAUCCAACGGAGGCCAGAUCGCCAGGAACUCAUACAGCAACACAUUCUUGAAGACACCACGGUGGACCCGAGCCUUCAGGACAAGCAGCGGCAGUUGAAGAAAGCACGGCUGGCCGAUGGCCUCAACGACCGCCUCUCUCACCGGCCCGGACCCCUGGAGUUGGUCAAGGGCAACAUCCUUCAGACGGAUGCCACAUUCGCACAGGCCAUCAAGGAGGGCCAGAUUCCUUUUCGGCGGACAUGCGAAGGCGAGAGCCGGAAGCACCCGCCGCCCCCGCAUUUCCUUAUCGAUGAGGACAGCGGCGGAAGCGACUCGCUCGUGCCCUCCCCCGGCCAGGACUCCAAUGACCAGUCGCAGAGCAGUUUGCCGUCGAUAGACCUGUCGGAGUCGUCGUCGUCGUCCGGGACGUUGCACGAGGGCUCGCCAAGCUCACUCUCCGCGGGCAGUCCGCGCGCUUCGCCCCCGGUGGCACCGAUCGCAGGCGCAGCCGGCACCCGUGGUUCAGUGGCAACUGUCGCGCCAGCGACGACGACCUCGCUCUGCGCUUCGCAUCAGCUUCAGCAGCAAGCUGUAGCUCCCCUGACGCCUCAACCAUCGCCGCUGCAGUCGUUUCUGAGCUCCGGCGCCACAGUGGUGACACCGUCGACCACAGUGUUUCUCACGGGCACAGCGGUGGCUCCGGCACAACCGCAGCAGGCAGGCGGCGGCAAGGCAGCUCGCAAGAAGUCAAAGUCAAAGGCGCAACCGAAGGCACGCACCAUCAAAUUCCACGAGUACAAGGGUCCACCAAGCGCUCAAAAGAACCAGCCCGCCACAUCGGCGUCGUCCGAGUCGUCGUACGAGCUUUUGCUCCAGCAGCAGCAGCUGUUCCUCCAGUGGCAACUCGAGUGGCAACAGAAGUAUCCGCAGAUUAUCUUGCCUGCAGCUCAGAAACCAGUGGUGUCGGAGGCAUCGCAGGCGCCCGUACAGCUGACGACUCCGCCCCCUCCGCCUCCCCCUCUGCCGCCCACUGUCAGUUCACCUCCCAUCACCAUGACGAUCACGCCUGACCUGCCACGCCAACGGUCCAAACUGGAGGACAUGAAGGUCAGCGACCUGAAGGCGGAGCUGAAGCGCCGUAACCUGCCCGUGUCGGGGUCCAAGCCACAGCUCAUCGAGAGGUUAAAGCCAUUCUCGGACAUUGGCUCGGCUGGAACUCAGAGCAGUGGUUCUUCUUCGGACCAGCCGGUGUCCUCCGUGGAGGCGACGGACAUAUCCGACCUCUCUUCCCCGCAGUCCCCGUCACUGGGUCUUUCUCUGGAUAUGCAUGAUGGGAACCCGCCGUCGGUGGUUCCAAUGGAGGUUGACGGAAGCGGUGAUCUGAUGAUGGGGCAGCAGGACUCCCCGGCGGUUAGCACCUCCGAGGCGGACCUGUCUGGUUCCGGCGCGGAGGACGACCUCAUGAGGCUCCAGCAGAGGCGAAUUGAGGAGCUCCAGCGCGAACUCCAAAGGUCUCAGCUUCGGUUGCAGCAGCAGCAGCAGCAGCAGGUGUCCACGCCGUACAGUCUGAAGAGCGUCACGCCACCCAUCACCACCUUCACGCUCACCCUGUCGCCGUCGGGCCAGGCCAUGGUGACGUCGCAGCCCCAGACCACCAGCCUGCUGACGUCGGGCACUGUGGCGAGUACUGGUGCCGGCAUGGUUGCUGCACCAGCCACAGUUGCCGACACCAAGUCGCUUCAGCGUCAGCUGCUGCAGCAACACCUACAGAACAAGAUACAGCAACAGCAGCAGCAGCAGCAACAAGCUCAACAACAACAGCAACAACAACAACAGCAGCAGCAGCUACAACAAAAUCAGCAACAGCCCCAUCAACCAAACUGCAUGAACGGCCCGAGCCUCGCCACUAGCCUCGCCUCGCCGUCGCCAACUUCUGCGGCCGUCAAGGCUUCGCUGGCCAACUUCCUUCAGCAACAGCAACACCACCAGCAGCAGCAACAGCAGCAAAGCCUCGCAGCAGCGCUGGCGCUCGGCAGCGAUGCCAACAACAACCACCAGUUGAACGGAGAGCCACAGCGCAGCGGAAGCAGUGGUCGCACCGUGCCCUACAGCCAGGGAAAGCACCCUACGACGAAAACCCCCAACGGCCUCCAGUCUCGGUCUUUGCAGCAGGCUGCAAGCUUCCCUUCGUUGCUGUCGCCCAAGACGGCUUCGCUGCCCGAACCGUUCAUCCUGACCAAACAGCCGCCGGACUACGACGAAGCGACCAAGCAUCUCAACAAGACGAGGCAGGCGCAGAUGCUACCGCUGAACAACCUAGCACCCGCAAGCUCAAAACAGAAUCGUCCUCGUUCAAUCAAGAGCAAGGACGUCGAUGACGUUCUUGAGAUUCUCAUCAAAAAUGGAGAGUUGCCCCCAAGUGCUGCGCAAGAGCCACCGACGCCCACGACACCGGGGACACCCAUCACCGACAUGAGCGGACUCCUUGCGUGUACGCCACCUUCGUUUCCGACACCACCACCUUCGUCGGAGGCAGCGUCUGCCACACCGGGCGAACGGAACUCGCCCUCUCUGGCGCUGUCUGGCGACGGCGAGACGCCCCCUCCGUCGGCAUCGUUGGACUUUGACUUUCACCUGGACCUGGACGAUUUCGAAGGCAUGGACCUCGGCAUGCUGACCGACAGUGGACCUGCCAAGAACCAGGUGGCGCGGAACCACUACACUGAAGGCAGUGCGGACCUCUCUGACCCAGCGCUGAGCAUGGAGAUCGAGCUGUCGGACUGGCUGGAUGUCAUGAUGCCCCAGACGACUUCGUCGUCGUCGAGCAUGGCCAACGGCCAGGUGUCGUCGUCCUCCGCAACUCCGUGCACGACGGUGUUGUCGUCGUCCGCCGCGGCACCGAACGUGACGCAGCACGAUCCGUUGCUGUCGACGAACGCCUCCGUGGACGUUCAGGACCCGUUCGACCUGUUUGCGGUGAACGACGCGGACUUUCGGGCGUGGGACGACUUUCGGACUAAUUGGGACAGCGCAGACUUCAUUGCCUGACUUCCGCAGACUGUAUGAGGCGGUCGAACAUGGGAGCGGGAGGAAAGGUGCCCGACACACUGUUGUGAGAUGGUUUUCGCAUGCCACUGUGCCAGUGAUGACUCUGUCUGUGACUGUCUCCGCCGCCACUGAUGGGCGAAAGACUCGCGUGUUUGUUAUCGCUAGAAAGAGAGAGAGAGACCAAGCUAAUUUUUUUUUUUUUUCACUUAUGACAACCAAAUAGUUGUUAAAAGGCCGUCUCAGUGUCACGGACCAAGCACAACAACAGAAACAAAAUAACAAACUGCGUGCCAAGUUAAAGUGCCGACCGCUUCUCCAGACAUUUUUUUUUCCUUUGUUCGUUUCAUUUUUCUCAGCCAGGAAUGUCUUGUCACCUUUUCGAGCGACGAGAAAUCAGAUUCACAUCGCGUUCGUGUCGUCUUCCAUUUCACGGUGCAAGGACUGCUCUCGCCAAAACAAAUAAUUUGGCAGGAACCCGCAAACAUUCAGCCGUGUUUUGACGACACCCAUUCUCUUAACGAAUGGCUGCAACACUAGCCACGUCCUGGCCAUUGUGUUAGAAACUCGCGCAAUGUUAACAUUGGCCACGUCGAGCACCACAGAUCACCGUUUUUCACAUAGACACGACGCAAGUACAAAGAACUCCCACCAUGUCUUAUCAUUUUCGCAUCGUAUAAUGAUCUAUGAUUGUACGACGAUCGUACGUAUGCCCCCCUCUCUCCCCGCCCUGCCUCACGCUGGAGAAAAGCUCACAAUGGCAACCGAUGCUCGCUUCGACGUUGAAUGACUGCGAUCGCGCGGUAACACGCUGCGUGUGUCGAUAACGUCAUGCCGACCAUCGCUCUUUUUCACUAUGUACAGUCGAACCUAGUUUAAUGAAAUUGCGUCCAACACAAAAUUGCGUUGGUUAUAUUUGUUAUAUUUGUUAUAACUGUACAUGCUGGGAUAUCGGUGAAAAAUAUGUACGGUAAUUCAUGAUCUAGCCUACGCGAAAGAAAUGCCAGCCUCCGACGAGCCAGCAAAGGCUCUCCCGAGGAUUGAUGGCCUGUCUGUAGGUUGCCGUCCCGCGAUUUCACACACAAACGCUAAACCACAAACGCUGUUUUUUUUUUUUCAGCAGCAGCAGCGUUAAUAAGUGACCGCGCAAUCGGGGUGGUCUUAUGGGAUUGGUGCAUUGGCUUGCUGGCCACGGGGCCAGUCAAGCCAAGCUGUUGGCAAAAAGGCAACUUGUGCAUCCCGAAUGUACUGUUACGAGUUGCUCUUGCCGAGUGUUUGGCAUUGUCCGCUACCAGAAUGCAUAUUAACUUUGCAGUAACCGAUAUCGUCUCAGAUCUUUCGUUUUCUUCAACUCCAUUAUAGCAGUAGAAUACUCUGUAAAAGAAAGCAACCAACUUAGGCCUACUUCAUUAUAUCCAAAUUAUUAUUUACAUCCGAUGAUUUGUUAUAUCCACGUUCGUUAUCUUGAGGUUCGACUGCAACUUUUUUUUUUUUUUUGAUAAGGGAUCAAAAUGACUACUUCUGCAGCAACACGUUUGAGUCAGACGAAGAAAGCACGCGAUCUGUAUCUUGCAGAUUUCGGAAGAUGUACGGUAAGCCAGCUCGGAGACAUACACGUAAUACAUUCUUUCCUGGCUUAAUAUCGAGAUAGUGUCGUAGCCGACGCAAAGAAAGGACUGACCGGAAACAGACGCACGAGUUCUCGUCGAGAGGACCACAUUCCAAGCGUUGUUUCGCCGGUGAAAAGCAGAGAGAAGAUGGAACAAGGAAAAAAAGACGCGAAAUCAAAAUGAUGCCACCUCAGAAAUGUAAUCGCGAAAGUCGGGAGAGGCACAAUCGAGAGAGACGUUGACCACGGUAUAUGCCCGGAGGCAUCCGAGGAAGCCAUUAUGCUUCGAGCCCAACUACAAUUUUUUUCCACAUUAUGAAAUACUUUGGGAAUGCCGAAGUAUUCUCGCUAGACAGCUAGUGCCACAAUGUUUGUGAAAUUCUUUCUUUUAAAAGAAAAAAAAUGUUUUGCUCUAGCAAGUGAUGGAAGCAGAAUGUGCGUUCAAGCUUUCUUUUUCUUUUAUUUGAUUUUAUGGCAAGGAUCUUGCCAGUAAUACACCAAAAAAAUAAAAAAUCUUGGGAAGUUUUUAGUUUAGUGGCGUGUACGUUAUCAUGUGAUAAGAAAUAUUGAAGUUAGAUUGACUACUUCUGUUGGACCAUUGAAACAAAACUGACAUCGAGUACUUAAUCAUCUACAUGCUCCUACGUUUUUUCAAUAACAGAAUAUACUCAGUCUUGUGACCAACACCUACGCGUGACAUAAUGCAGUCGAUUCACGUCGAUUAAAAACCGUAGGAGACAUGUAUUUUUGUUCAAAUUAUCAGGACCCGAGUAAAACUCGCUCAAAAACGCAAUUCGCAGUUGCUAUGCAAAUAGAUACUAGCUGCAGUGGUUCAAUUGGCUGUGGAAUUCUGCUGCACCAUCGUAAGAGGUAGAGGUGUGAGUUCAAGGUCAUGAGUUUGAUUCCCGGUCGCCACAGCUACAUUUUGAUGCCGGUGAAUUACAAAAACACUCAACUCCAGGUGGUCAAUUAAAUGGUGCCGAUUCUGUCCACUUGUUUUAGAGCAGGCAUUAUUGCCUUAUUUGCUCCUGCAACAUAUCACUUUUUUUUUUUUCGGUGAGUACAACUUUUGCCUUAGUUGCACCACAAGCAGUGUACAAGUUUUGACAAAUUUCAUUGAUGUCAGCCACCAGAUAUUUUGUUCUUUUCAGGCGCAACAAAUUCUAGGCUGAACAGCUCAGCAGUUGUUUAACGAGAGUGCUUUUGCAUUCCCCGCGCAGUUGAAGAACGAAAUCGACGUUGGGCCUCGAGGUAAAGCCCCCGCGUAAGGAUCACCAGGCCAGAACAGAGAUACACCCAAUUUAUUAUCGUCGAACCUUCGUUGUGUUUUCUACACACUUGUGUGUGUGCCUGUGUGUGUGUGUGCGUGUUAUUACCAAGGUUGUAAUCUUUUUGUACAUAAUUUAGGCGAGGCGCGAAAAUCGACAAAUUUGUUGCGACUGUAAGAAAAGAAACUAUAUUGGGCCUCCCUUUCCAGCAGUGACGUCAAAAGGCAAACUCAAACAUCAUGGUACGUAUGCUGUGCAAAAGUCAUAAUUCCCGCUUUGGGCGAGGUUUUUUUUUUUGUGUAAUUUUAAAAACAUAAUGCUAAUGAAGUAGCUGUUGUUCUUUUUCAGCGUGUUAAACAAUGUGAAAUCCGAUUGGGAAACUUUUUUCACAAGUUCAUUUUAUACCUUGUGUAGAGAUGAAUUCAAACAGUGCCUUUUGCCUCGACGGCAGUCGUGCAACAUUUAUGCUCAAGUCUUGGUGUCUUGUAGUUGCACUUAAACGUGCCAGCAUCUUUCGAGGUAGAGUUCCUACGUGAUUGAGUUUGUCUUUAUCAUUUGUUGUUUCUUAACUCUAUUUGUCGAAUUGCCCAAGCCACGAUUGUAUAGGCGCUCGAGAUUUUUUUUUUCUUUGCAGCUGGUCUCUGGCUUUUUGUCGCAUGUGCUGGUAACACUAACCCAAGCUGGUUUCUGUGCUUUUUUUUUUCUUUUUUUUUUCGACAGUUGCAAAAACCAGCUUGUUUUGGGUGACGGAAGCUAUUAGGUGAACAGCGCAAGCAAUACCAUGUUUCUUGUUUCCUUUCCCCGACCCUACUUUUUUCGAAAUGUAAAUAUUAUAAGUGAGGGCUCAGUCGCCCCGGUGUUGGUGCCCUCAUUGGUGUAGUGUGAUGCAAGAAAUAAAAUAUAAAUGAAUACACUGAU
Messenger RNA from Dermacentor silvarum, 7967 nucleotides. It is a transcript of the gene Mrtf, whose product is annotated as myocardin-related transcription factor A-like. NCBI's taxonomy places the organism in Eukaryota, Metazoa, Arthropoda, Arachnida, Ixodida, Ixodidae. The record is from RefSeq and is a predicted model, not a curated record.